This is a messenger RNA of Doryrhamphus excisus (bluestripe pipefish), 2356 nucleotides long. Its product is annotated as calcium/calmodulin-dependent protein kinase type 1D-like. Lineage: Eukaryota; Metazoa; Chordata; Actinopteri; Syngnathiformes; Syngnathidae. Gene Ontology annotation, biological process: protein phosphorylation. Gene Ontology annotation, molecular function: ATP binding; protein kinase activity. The record is from RefSeq and is a predicted model, not a curated record.
CUGAUUGUACUUGAAUGCAACAUGGCUCCUAAUCCCUGGGGAGAUGAUGAAUGGACGGGGCCCCGCCCCUUUUACAGUUGUUCAAGUGAAGUCUACCUGCAGCAGGCAGGUACGUCCAGCAAGCCUCGACUCAACACUUUCUACACCGCUCCACAAGGAGUCUACGGCAACGUCAGAGCCAAAAUGGGGCGGAAGGAGAUUGUCUGCAGCUGGAAGAAACCCAUAAAUAACAUCAAGGAUGUGUUUGACUUCAAGGGGAAGAUGGGAACGGGGUCUUUUUCUGAAGUUUUUAUGGUGAGAGAGAAGAAAACAGGGAAAUUGUUUGCUCUGAAAUGCCUGAAGAAAAAACAUCUUGCUCACAGUAACCUGGAAAAUGAAAUCAAUGUGCUGAAGAGAAUAAAACACGACAAUGUGGUCGAGCUGGAGGAUUUUUACGAGAGUCGAACCCACUAUUACCUGGUCAUGCAACUUGUGUCAGGUGGGGAGCUGUUUGAUCGCAUUUUAGACAAAGGUGUUUUCACGGAGAAGGAUGCCAGCUCGGUGAUCAAACAGGUACUGGAGGCCGUCAGCUAUCUGCAUGAAAACAGCAUCGUGCACCGGGACCUGAAGCCGGAGAAUCUGCUGUUCUACAACACAGAUGAGAAUGCAAAGAUCAUGGUCAGUGACUUUGGCCUGUCCAAGACAUUAGAGCAUGGGGUGAUGUCCACAGCCUGUGGGACACCAGGAUAUGUUGCUCCUGAGGUUUUGGCCCAAAAACCGUACAGCAAAGCAGUCGACUGUUGGUCCAUCGGUGUUAUUACUUAUAUCUUGUUGUGUGGCUACCCUCCAUUCUUUGAGGAGAACGAGACACGUCUGUUUUCAAAGAUCAUGAGAGCUGAGUACGCCUUUCACUCUCCCUUUUGGGACGACAUCUCGCAGUCAGCAAUAGACUUCAUUAGGAAUAUGAUGGAGAAAAACCCCACUAAACGCUUCACCACGGAACAGGCCCUCCGGCACCCCUGGAUUGAUGGCGACACAGCUAAAGACCAAGACAUUUAUCAGUCCGUCUGUGAGCAGAUAGAAAGGAAUUUUGCCAAAUCCAAAUGGAAGCAAGCCUACAAUGCAAGUACAGCCAUCAACCUCAUGAAGAAAGGGCAGGUGUCCCAGCGGGAGCCCUCUUCUACCGCUCUUUCAUUGCCCCACAUCAUUUUACACACCUCCUCUCAGACCGACCUGGAAGCACUGGGACCUUGCCGUGACGUGGAUCAGUCCCUGGACCCCAAUGGAAAUCCAUUGCAUGCUUCCAGGCUUGUUACUUCUGCUUCUGAGCCCAGCAGGAGUCUCUGCCCGCCGCUCAGAGGCCAUCAUAACGAACGUGAUUAUGCGCUUGCGGAACCAAGAGAAGUCCACUCCUUGGACUCUGACAAUGGCAUCGCUUUUAUGUCAUCCAAAAGUAUGGAUGCUGUGGCUCAAAGGAAGGACGGGUCUCUGCAGUCUGGGGUUUGCUCCGUCAUGUGACGUGUGGUCAGAUAACCCGAGCAUCAUCUCAUCGGCAUCCUCGCUUUGACGAUGUCAACAUGUCUGCUCAAGAGAAGCGGUUUUGCAGGAAUGGUUCCAAACAUCAGCGAACGCUCUUUUCUCGUGCUUAACUACAGUCUGUGCAGCCGUCCCUCGCUACGUCACGGUUCCAACAUCGGCCCCCACUCUAGUGUGGUGUUUCAAAAAUGUAUUUUUUCAUGAAUGAUCGCUGUUUUGUGCUUGACUAUGAUAAUAUAAAAUAAGAUAUGCCUUUAUUAGUCCCAUAGGGUGACGUUCCAUAUUUACAGCAGCACACCACAGCUUAGAAAGUUCAAAAUAAAGGUAAUACAAAUCAAGACGUUACAGUAUAUAAUAACUAUUUACAGCUGAGUACAUGUUGAUCAAGACACAGCUUUAUUGCAUGGUAUUGCACUUGUUUAUUGCAUGGUUAUUGCACAGUUUUUGGCGCAGUUUAUAUUAUGGAGUCCCGACAGCUGCAGGAAGGAAAGACCUGCGAUAUCUUUCCUUCGCACACUUUGGAUGUAUUUGUAUGAUUAUGGACUUUUAUUUGUCAAAAAAUACUGAACUGCAAGUUUUAUGUAGUAUUUUGGUCGCUAGGUUGCCAGUGAUGUUAUGUUGAUGAGACAAGAUGUUGUAUUACAUUACCUUCACAUUGUAUGGAGUCAGCCAUGACAUGAACUGACAUGAGUAAAAAAAAAAGUGUGUGGAAGUGGUAAGUGUUUUGCUUCAUACUUUGUCCUUCUUCCCCACUCCUUUUGAAACAGUUUUUCAAGUUAAGAAUAAGUAAAUUGGCCUACGUUGCUAGAGUGAUCCCGUAACCUGCGCAAUGUGAUGUAAA